AUAUAUGACAGUGUCUGUGUCUUUGUGAAUGCCCUUUAAAAUUACGUAAAAUUGGCACCUUCUUUUAUAGAUUUUUCUAUCUUUUAGUUCUAAGUGUAAUUGCGUAUAAUAGUCUCAUAAUAUCCCACAGGCUUGGUUGUUGAUUAAUGUGGUAAUAUUGUAAGAUGCAGGCUAUCAAAGCUUUGGGAGCUACUGCUCCUUCAACGCUUUUGUCUGUCGUCAAGAAAGGAGGUUUUGCGCCUAUCGUUGACCAGAUAAGGCAAACACAUUUGCCUGUACCCAACCCAAAUGAAACUCGACCAUACUCGCCUUUUCAAGAUGCUAGUAACAUGGCUGAGAUGGCAGUGACUAGGUUGGACGACUUGUUGAAUUGGGGAAGAAAGAACUCAAUGUGGCCCAUGACUUUCGGAUUGGCUUGUUGUGCCGUCGAGAUGAUGCACAUUGCUGCUCCUCGUUACGACAUGGACAGGUAUGGUGUGGUGUUCCGUGCUUCUCCUCGACAGGCUGAUGUGAUGAUUGUAGCUGGAACAUUGACAAAUAAAAUGGCACCAGCUCUAAGGAAAGUGUAUGAUCAAAUGCCUGACCCUCGAUGGGUCAUUUCUAUGGGAAGCUGUGCAAAUGGCGGUGGUUACUACCAUUAUUCUUACUCAGUUGUAAGGGGUUGUGACCGUAUUGUACCUGUUGACAUCUAUGUCCCUGGAUGUCCACCAACAGCUGAAGCUUUGUUAUAUGGAGUUCUUCAAUUACAGAAGAAAGUAAAACGUAUGAAAUCUCUUCAAGUAUGGUACAGGAAGUAAAUGAACAAACAAUUGUAGAUGAUUUUAUAAUUAUGUAAAUUAAACCCUCUGUUGCAGUAAUAAAUGCUAUUAUAGUUCAAGCA
Messenger RNA from Helicoverpa armigera (cotton bollworm), 880 nucleotides. Its product is annotated as NADH-quinone oxidoreductase subunit B 2. Gene Ontology annotation, biological process: electron transport coupled proton transport; mitochondrial respiratory chain complex I assembly; aerobic respiration. The coding region runs from base 165 to 797 and encodes 210 amino acids. NCBI's taxonomy places the organism in Eukaryota, Metazoa, Arthropoda, Insecta, Lepidoptera, Noctuidae. The transcript is spliced from 4 exons. Gene Ontology annotation, molecular function: NADH dehydrogenase (ubiquinone) activity; quinone binding; 4 iron, 4 sulfur cluster binding. The record is from RefSeq and is a predicted model, not a curated record.